This is a messenger RNA of Amphiprion ocellaris (clown anemonefish), 1956 nucleotides long. Its product is annotated as protein LSM14 homolog B. The coding region runs from base 286 to 1446 and encodes 386 amino acids. The record is from RefSeq and is a predicted model, not a curated record. Gene Ontology annotation, molecular function: mRNA binding. Lineage: Eukaryota; Metazoa; Chordata; Actinopteri; Pomacentridae. The transcript is spliced from 8 exons.
UGACAAUAUCACAAACCCUUACUAAAUGAAUAAUAAAAAAAUAUAAUCCUUUUAUUUAUGCAAAAUAUUAUCCAUUAUGGCCCAUACAUGACAUGUCCAGCAGUUUCCAGGGACUGACAGUGAUUGGCUGUUCUUUCAAUGCCAGGUGCCUCAAUCAGUGGGCGUGGUCUCAAGUCACCUGUGGACGCCAUUAAAUAGUUCGGGGUUUGUCCUCGGGAUGAAUGGUGCCAUGUGAUGUGAGUUUUUGUGGAAAUUUAUUGCAACUGUCCUGAAUAUUCUCCAACCAUGGCUUCUACAAAUCUGUACAUUGGUUGCAAGAUAUGGUUAAUUUCAAAAGCCAAUAAUCGUUAUGAGGGGAUUUUGUACACAAUUGAUAAAGUGAACUCCACAAUAGUUCUUGCAAAAGUCAAAUGUUUUGGAACGGAGGGUCGAUCCACUGACAGACCAACACCAGCCAGGGAUGAUGUCUAUGAUUAUAUUACUUUCCGGGGAAGUGAUAUUAAGGAUAUCUCCCUGUGUGAACCUCCAAGAUCCCACCAUGGCCUUCCCCCAGAUCCUGCAAUUGUACAGUCAUCCGGUGCUGGCUCAUCGGGCAUUUACCCAGCUCUGGGACAGUUUAGCCCCCUAAGGAUGUCUGCUUACAACCGUCUUGCUGCCAGUUCUCUGCUUAAUCCACAGUAUGCUGCAGCUCUUGGUUUAGGGCCUGUGCUUCCAGGCUUGCAUGUUGUAAGAGGCCCCAUGGUGGAAAAGGCUGUUCAAACCCUCCAUGUGGACAGAUUCAGGCAGAGGAGAGGUCUGACUGCAUUCCGGGCGCAGGACGAGCAGUGGGACAGGAGGAGGCCCCAGAGGAUCAACGGACUCAGUUCUCAGACCAGAAGAGGACCUGGAACCACCAUGAAGUCAGGCCCAGGUGUGACCACUUCUCGGCAGGAAACUUGGCAGCAGAAUUAUGAAAACAGGCCACCACCCAGAAGAAGACAAGGAGCUCGAAGGCGUAGGAAUCGUGAUAGAGGACAGCUGAUCGUGGCUAAUAUUCCAUCUCCCAUCCUCAAGUUUGACACUGACUUUGAUUUUGAUUCCUCAAAUGCACAGUUUAUUAAGGAGGAGCUUGAGAGGGAGGUGCAGAAUAGGAUGAAUGUGAAAGGUAGAAAUUUUGAGGUAGAAGAGAAAGAAAAUGAAGGAUUGCACUCUGCUGCCGAGGAUGGUCAUUUUGGACCAAAAUACUACUAUGACAAAGCAAAGUCUUUCUUUGACAAAAUCUCAUCUGACAGUAGGUUCAGUUUCAGAUUAUCGUGGGCAGAGGAGCGGAAACGGAAUCUGGAGACUUUUGGAGUCCCCGGAAGGUUCCUGAGGAGCCAAGGAUUCAGAGGUGGAUACACUGGACGAAGAGGACAAGGCAUUGCUCAGACUCUACCUCCUCACAGAACCAGGAGUGGACAGAUGUAAAGGCAUUAAUAUUAAUUUCAUCCUAUAAUGGUCGCUUCCCUUUUGUUAUGGGACUGUUAUCCAUCACAGUGAUCAGCAGAAGUGGCUCUGUUGGUCCUGUAUGAAAUUAUGUUGUUUUUUUUGUCUUUUUCUUUCCUCCCUGUGGCACUUAUCUUGCCCCCAUUUUGUCAGGAUUUUUUUUAACCUCAUUUCGAAUAAGGUUAAUAGUUACUGGAAGAGUUGUGUUUUUUCAAAUGGAAAUAUUUAAGUUUCCACUUAAAAUUGCUGUUUGGUUGUUUUGUUUGCUACUAAAUAAUGUCACUUCUGAAAUGUAUAUUUCAUGAAAACAAAUUCUGGCUUUGCCACUUAAGAAUAUUAUUAUUUGUACAUUUAUUUAGCAAGUUGUUGCAUACUGUAAAUGUUAACAUGAACUAAACAUAAGUGUAUUUGAACUGUGUGCAUUGAUUUGCUUUGACAAAUUGAAGCAACAAGUGAUCUUCAUGUAAAUAAACUGAACAUUGUCGCAUAUUG